AUGUCUGGCUAUGUAAGUACCAACUGCAGUUGACAGAGAAGCCGAAUUGCCUCUGCUGUUGCUCUGGCCAUUUCUGUUGGUGCGCAUUGUGGUGUGUCACAGAGCACGGCCGCUUCUAAAGCGUCUCUCUGUCAUCUCUUGGCCGAGUUAAAUAUAGCCUUCUGUGGGUGCCCUCAGGGAUUAUGCUGCUCAAGGUUGGAUUUCGACUCCUAGCAAAGCGUCCAGAUAGGCCUCUGGACAUUCAAAGUGACUGCUGUUUUUGCUGUUAAAUGAUAAGUUUCUAGUUCAUAGGACUGUGGCAAAACACACACACACGAAGGCGCUGCUGUGUCUUAAAUGACAGGGCUUUUCGAUUUGACGCAUGGAAUCAAAUUGGGGUUUUUUUAAAAAAAUAUUGCUUCAUGUUGUGAAAUGGUUUAGUAUGUGAGUGUUAUAGUAAUGAUGCAUUGUUCUGAAUUUUAGCGGUUUUGUGGUGUGCUGGUUUGAGCAUGUAUUUAUAUGGAAAAGCAGCAUAAAAAUGUUAAUCAUGACAUCAGGUUGUGGUGCGUGGCACUGGACACCCAUGACGACACCUGUAAUUCUGAGCCCCAGUUCAGACUCUGUAUUUAAGCUAAACUUAGUAUGUUUUAGGAACUCAGUUAGCAUUUUAAGCCUGCCUGCACCUAGCUGCUAUCUCUGAUAUUCUUCAAGACAUAUACUGAGUGGGAAAAAGUUAUUCUUACAUUUUGCAACUGUUUGUGUGUGAUUGUUAUUUUAAGGGGGAGAAAAGGAGGUAAUACCAGGAAAAUCCAGUCUGCCUUAAAGCGACCUGGAUUACUAAAACGAAAAGGCUAAAAGUAGCCUAUCUGUAUGGGGAAGUUUUUAAUGUUUUAUGGAGUUUUUAUAUUUUUCUGGAAGCUGCCCAGAGUGGCUUGGGCAAAAAAGUCAGAUGGGUGGUGUCAGGGAACUGCCAUCAGUGCCGGAGGGAGAGAGAGAGCUCCAGAGGGAUCCCAGAGAGCGUCACGGGAUUGGGAGAGGCAGCCCAUCUUCUGGGGAAGGGAAUCAGCCCAGCUCCAGGAGAGAAGGGGGGCAGAUGGGGGACUCUGAGAGGGAGUCACAGGACUCCUUGCCUGGGACCAGCGGGGGGAGGAAGGGUCCUCCGCUGCCUACGCCUUCCUUGCGCAGAAGGCUUCCGCGCAGGGAAAGUAGGAGGCGACUGGGCGUGAAAUAACUUCUUUGCUGGAAGAAGUUUAAGAAACGCCCACUGACAGAUUCUGCCAGCGAUUGAGACAGCCACGGGUGAGUGGCUGUCCGGACAGAAAAGGUUCACUUAGGCAACCCAGCCAGGUGUGGGCACCGGCUUACGCACGAGCAACCCCUUGAACCACUACAGGUGGCAUAUCAUCAUCAUCAUCAUCAUCAUCAUCAUCAUUACUAUCAUUAACAACAUAUUACGUAUACCCUGCCCAUCUGGCUGGGUUUCCCCAGCCACUCUGGGCGGCUCCCAACAGAUUAAAAACAGAAUAAAACAUCAAACAUUAAAAACUCCCCUAAACAGGGCUGCAAAGGGAUGGCACUAUGUUGAACACACUAACGUGAGGGAGGAAGGAUAAUAUCUAAUAAAUAUAUCCUCUCCUAGUAUCUAAUCAAAUCCCAGCACAAAGCUUUCUUCAGCGUUUGCCCUCCUGCCACAGUCCUUUUUUAUUUACAAAGUAAUAAUCAUAAAUAAAUAAGAAUAACAAUGUGCACCCCACCACCGAGACCAUUCCGUUGUAACUAUCCAACCUCCCAAAAUUUCAACAUCUCUUGUGAUGGUUUGACCCCUUUCCGUUUUAACAGUACAAAUUCUACAAACACCUUCCAUAUCUCCUCAAAAUCAUUUCUCCUGCAUAUUCCCUGCCUUACCUUAAUGGCACAUGUUAAUUUAUCAUUAAUAGCUGUAUCCCAAACUUCUUUAUACCAUUCUUCCAAUUUAUAUUCUGCUUGCCCCUUUCAAUUCCUGGCUAUAAUAAUUCGUGCAGCUGUCAAUAAAUUUGUGAGCAAGCCCUGCAAAGCCUGCAAAUCUUCCACCCACCCCACCGUAAAUUGAUAAUAAUGCUACCUCUGGACUUUCGGUCAGCUUUAACCCAGUGAUUUCUGUUAUCUCCUUAAACACCCUUUACCCAAAACAUUGUACAUAUUUCCAGCACAUGUGAACAUAAUUCCCGGUUUCCUGGCAUCCUCGGUUUCCUGCCACAGUCCUGCCUGCAUUGUCACCGUGCUGAUUUACACUCAGCAAGCGGGUGGCGCUGUGGGUUAAACCACAGAGCCUAGGACUUGCUGAUCAGAAGGUCGGCGGUUCGAAUCCCCGCAACGGGGUGAGCUCCCAUUGCUCGGUCCCAGCUCCUGCCAACCUAGCAGUUCGAAAGCAUGGCAAAGUGCAAGUAGAUAAAUAGGUACCGCUCCAGCGGGAAGGUAAACGGCGUUUCCGUGCGCUGCUCUGGUUCGCCAGAAGCGGCUUAGUCAUGCUGGCCACAUGACCCGGAAGCUGUACGCCUGCUCCCUCGGCCAAUAAAGCGAGAUGAGCGCCGCAACCCCAGAGUCGUCCGUGACUGGACCUAAUGGUCAGGGGUCCCUUUACCUUUACCUUUAUCACAUCAGCUCUCUCCUGGCACUCGCUUCUCUGAUUCUCUCUCGACAGAUAGAGCCAAAGCCUGGAGACCUGAUAGAGAUUUCCCGUGUGGGCUACCAGCACUGGGCCAUCUACGUGGGUUCCGGUUACGUGAUCCACCUGGCUCCCUCAGGUAAGGUGCUCAGGCUUAUAUCGGGUGCAUGGCCAAGUCAGGCAGGGUUUACAGUUGCCAGCAUUGGAUCCGUUCUGGAGGCCCAUUCACAACAUGAAAAGAGUGCAACCUGCAGCAGUGCGUCUGCACAUGCGCGGGUUGUGAUUCGCCGCUUAUGUGCAUGACGUCAUUUUGCGCAUCUGCACAUGCGCGGGCGGAAAAACCUGAAGUAACCCUUUCCGGUAUUUCUGGGUUGCUGCGGGACAUAACCUGAAAGAACGUAACAUGAAGUGGACGUAACAUGAGGUAUGACUGUAUUUAUAUUUAUAGACAUAUUUUUUAGCUGAUUUUGCACCCCACCCCAUCGCCUGUGCCCCUGGCAGGGGCCCACCUCGCCAACCCCUAGCUACGGCCCUGGGCAUGAACACAGUUCAAGGACACAUUUAAGCCCAGAGAAAACACUCAAGGAGCAGGUGAAGUAAGAUGAGUUUGCAUUUGAUAUCCCACUUUAUCACUACCCAAAGGAGUCUCAAAGCGGCUAACAUUCUCCUUUCCCUUCCUCCCCCACAACAAACACUCUGUGAGGUGAGUGGGGCUGAGAGACUUCAGAGAAGUGUGACUGGCCCAAGGUCACCCAGCAGCUGCAUGUGGAGGAGCAGGGAUGCGAACCCGGUUCACCAGAUUACGAGUCCACCGCUCUUAACCACUACACCACACUGGCCAGUGAGGGUUGUGGCCCAGAGAGGGUAAAAUUUACAUUUGUUGCCCCACCUUUUUUUUUUUUUGCUGCACCCUGUUUUUGCCUCUGGCUCCACCCACCUCUGCCAUGUGGCCCCUGGGAAGUUGCCUAGAAGGGAAUGUGGCCCUUGGGGUGAGAAAGUAUCUCCACUCUAGUCCUACCUUAAAAGGGCUGCAUCCUCCAGACUUUAUUGUUUGGGAUGAUGAGGGUGAAGGGGGACAGCUAUUGGUCUUUUUAUUUUUUUAUUUUUGCUGAGAAACCAGACCUAUAGGAUCACAUUUGGCACAGCUAGUCUUCUAGUUCUGGUUUUGUGUAUUAAAAAGCUCAUCCUGUAUAACUACAUGGGUGAUUUUGAAUAAUGAAGGUAGCACAAGGACUGUCAAUUCUGAAGAAGAGUGAAUUAUCAAUGGUCAGGAUCCUUUCUUUAAAUGAUUCCUAUUGUAAAAGAUAUUGGAUAUCACAAUGGAUUAUGUUAUUACAGGCUGGUGAAACUCAGAUCCGGGAGGCGCUGGGCAAAUGUGGCCCUCUGGUCUUCUUUACCUGGCCCUUAGCACCCCUCACCAGCCUUGCUCCACACCCUCCUGUCUGGAAUGUGUCCUUGAAGUCUGAUCAUGCCUUGUGCUUGUCUGAAUGGAGGCUAGAGAGGAGUACAAAAACAGGCCUACUGCAUUACUGAUGUUCCCUUUGUGUCUUCCAAGAUGACUUAUACCAGGCCAGCACCUCCAGCCUGAUGUCUGCCCUGUCCGAAAAAGCCGUGGUGAAGAAGGAACUCCUGUGGAGCAUCGUCGGGGACGACGCAUGCCGCAUCAACAACAAAUACGAUCAGAAAUACGAGCCGCUCCCGGCCAACAAAAUCAUUCAGGAGGCGGAGGCGCUCCUGGGCAAAGAAAUCCGCUACAGCUUGGCCAGCGAGAACUGUGAACAUUUUGUCACCAGGCUGCGCUAUGGCACGGCUAGGAGCGACCAGGUGCGUAUCGAUGGGCCACAGCCGUGUCUGCAGUGUGCCAGAGAAGCACAAGUCUCACUGCUUCGAAAGGGCAGAGCAAUUUUGUGGCCUUCAGGAAAAAACGUUAAUCUUAUCAGCCCCUUUCUCCCAACGUAUUGGUGUAAAAACUCUUCCUGGAGCAGCUGUAGUGAGAAUGACGUUGCAUGUUCCCCAAUUGCCGAGCAGCUUAGGGACUCCAGAGUUUCCUGUGCAUAUGCAGAGUUCAGUUCUCUUGGAAUGAAGGUCACUGCAGACUGUGGUGCAUCUAGCAUACUGUAUAGGAUUUUAUUUACAUACACACACAUAUAUAUAACAGUGUUGUUUUUCUAGAAAAAGAGGUGCCGGAACUCACCGUGAAUGCCUCCCUUGUUCUCUUAGAAUGGCAAUGGCCCCCACCUGAGAGGUGCUGGAACUGAGUUCCGGUGAGUUCCGUCUGAAAAUAAAGCCACACACACACAGCAAAAUCUAGAGGAGGUGUGGGGAAACUCUGAACCAUCUAGAUCUUGCUGAACUGUAUCUUAACAUGCCCAUCAACCUAAGCAGACCCUCCAAGUGCCCCUAUUUUCCAGUGACAGUCCUGGAUUUACAGAAGCCAUCCCAGUUUCUGAUUUGAUCCUGGAAUGUCCCACUUUUCCUUAGGAUGUCCCUGUUUGCAUUGGAGGGUGUGGAGUUAUGCAACCCCCGAGCCAAGGAGAUAAGUAACUAUUCAACCUUUAGGAGACAUCUGAAGGCAGCCCUGUAUAGGGAAGUUUUUAAAUGUUGCAUUUUUAUUAUGUUUAUUAUUUUUUUAUAUAUGAUGGAAGCUGUCCAGAGUGGCUGGGGGAACCCAGUCAGAUAAAAUUAUUAUUAUUAUUAUUGACGACGUCCCUAUUUUCACUGGAGAAAUGUUGGCAGGUAGCCCAGCAACAUCUUAGAGGCCUACACAGCUUAACAGUUUCCCCUUCUGUGUUGUUUGCAGGUGAGAGACACCUUGGUUGCUGGCACAGUAGGGCUCUUCGGCGUAGGCCUCGUGGCCAUUGCGGCGACAGUGGUCAGCAGCUUACUCCUGCCCAGAAGGCACAGAGAGGAAUAAAUGGCUGCGCACUCCUCCACCAAUCCCCGUGGCGGGGAAUGCUCUCCUGUUAGAAACUUAGCCUCUUUCCUAGUCUGUUUCAAAUUCUGAAAUCAGCGCAGUUCAGGAGAUGACGCUUUCGUUUUUAAACGCAAGAUUCUGCUCAGUGAAGGUUAAACAUGUUGACUUUGUGCUGUUAUACCGGGAAUGUUUUCAAGGGCAUCUUAUAGAAACCUCACAGAUGCUCAGAGGAAGAGCGCAUGUCAUGUGGGGAGUGUGGGAAGUGUUCCCUGAAGGAGUGGAGAUGCUUAACUCUGUAAGUAAUAUUAUCCCAGAAAUCAAGUUUGAACACUGACAAGUACCUGAACCAUAGGGUUAUAGUCAAUGGUAGCCCUACUCAGAGCUGGCCCAUUUAAGUUAAUAGGCAUGCCUAAGCAAGGUUAAGGGACGUGGGUGGCGCUGUGGUCUAAACCACCGAUCCUCUUGGGCUUGCCAAUCAGAAGGUCAGCGGUUCGAAUCCCUGCGACGGGGUGAGCUUCCGUUGCUCAGCCUGUAAAGUGAAAUGAGCGCCGCAACCCCAGAGUCGUCUGUGACUGGACUUAACUGUCAGGGGUCCUUUACCUUUUUUUAAAGCAAGGUUAAUCAAUUUUAAUGGGUUUACUCUGAGCAGAACUUAGCUGCAUACAAGCCACAGAAACCAGUUCGCAUAUUUUAUUCCUCAAAGGAGGCUGGUAUGCCACAUUUGCACUCCUUGUUUCCCCACCACCUGAAGUGUGCUUGGUGGGCAUGACUGACACGGCCUUCUCAGUGGUGGCACCUGAGCUGUGGGAAUCCCCUGCUGCAUGAGAUUUAGCUAGCUCUCCUUUUUAUGUCUUUUUGGACACUAGAUAAAACAACUACUUUUUUCUUUUAAAGGGUACCCCUUUUCUAGAUAGCCACAUUGAGAGACAAGCUUGCGACAGCCUGUUUUAUGACUGCUGCUUGCUGUUUCUCUGCUUCUAGAAUUUUGUCUUAGGUACCUUUUGUCUGUUGACUUUUGUAAAAAAAAUAAAAAUGCCUUGUGGCUUCUGUUUUUAGAAUAGAAAGGUGGAUUUUAUUUUUUUAAAGUCUUAAUGAAAAUGUAAAUAAUUAUUUAAAAAAAUGUCUCCCUCUCUGGUCUUUAAGCAAUUGUAAAUGUGGAAUCGAAUUCCUCCUUAAUGUCUCCAGAGGAAUGGGGGGCUAAUUUAUUUCUCUGUAACACCUCAAUUAGUGAUGGUGAUGCAAUCCCUGGACACAGUGGUCAGCUGUCCUGGUCCAUUUUAUGUCCAGGGCAUCUAUCCACCAUCUCCAUCUGGUGUGCUUUCUGAGUGCCUGCCUGCGCACUGUCUCGCCAAAGUGGUACAUGCUCAGGUUAUCUCCUGCUUGGACUACUGCAAUGUGCUCUAUCUGGGGCUACCUUUGAAGAUGACCCAGAAACUACAACUAAUCCAGAAUGUGGCAGCUAGACUGGUGACUGGGAGCACAUAAAUAGCAACAGAUCAAUUUGAAAACAAUAUAAUGUAGACACCUGUGGCAGAGAUCUGUUUAUCCAGCUAGGAUAGCUUGUUGAUGCAACAUAUUGUUUCCAGUUACAGGUAGGUAGCCGUGUUGGUCUGCCGUAGUCGAAACAAAAUAAGAAAAAUCCCAGUAGCACCUUGGAGACCAACUAAGUUUGCUAUUGGUAUGAGCUUUCGUGUGCAUGCACACUUCUUCAGAUACACACUUCAGAUAUUUGAAGAAGUCUGCAUUCACACGAAAGCACAUACCAAUAACAAACUUAGGUGGUCUCUAAGGUGCUACUGGAAGGAAUUUUUUUAUAUUGUUUCCAGAAAGUGCAGGGGUGCCAACUUGAAUAAAAUAUUUGGGGGGGGGGGCAGGUAAGGGACCUUAGCCCCUUGGAGUUGGCUCCUAUGGCUGUUGUAUCCUAACAGGAACGCUGUUCCGCAGAACAGGGGCAGCCACACUGAAAGUCCUGCUCUGUGAAGUGGGCUUGUGAUAUCUUUGGAACUUGCAGAGGAAAUUCUACAGGAACCUCCGGCCCUCCAGAAGUUGCUGAACCCCCACUCCCAGCAGCCCCAUGGCUGGGAUGGGAACUGUAGUUCAGCGACACCCGGAGGGCCAAAGGUUCCCUAGCCCCAAUGUAAGGGCUAAGGCAGUCUCUCGAGUGACUUUGUCCCCACGGAUGAAGGAACUGAGAAAAAGCGAGUAAACACUUUCCCGAGUUGGUGGGGCAAAUGGUAUCAUACUCCCCCACUUCACAUAUCCCCCCCUCCCAACAGUAUUUAAUGGUUACUUGGUAACAGAUGAGGUAGCGCUUUCCCUGUGAUGUCACUCCAAGCAUCAGGUAGAAAAUGGGUGGUUAAAUUCAUUUGCCACAGGGAAAAAUUGACAGCCCACUGCAGGUACACAAGGGUUUGUACGUGGUUGGAAGGGGGGUUUCUGCCUCUAGUCUUCUCUACUUUAUCUGCGGUGGUUGCUGGGGUGUAUUGAAUUUGUACCUACCUCAAGCCCAACACUCGCAGAAGGAGGCCCUGACGUGUAAGUAAGAAAAGAGAUCUUCCAUCAGGGAAGUUAAGGGUAUAGGCUUGGUCCGCAGACACUGAGCUUGGAAUUCCGGAGUUCAGGAAUGAGGCAAGAUGUUCAGGACUGAGGGAAGAGGUCCCAGUGGUUUCUGUGCCCCCGGCCUCAUUUCUAAGACGAGGCGCGAUGGGCUCACCUGCUUUGCGGGACUGUGGAGAUCCGAAAUGAGUGCUCUCCUCCUCUUGAGUUGUCUCCCCAUCGCAGCCUCCUCCAGCCUCUGCAGAGACUUUCUGUUCUGCUUUGAGGUGGUGGGGAGGAGCCAGGACCCCUGAUCCGACUUCUAAAGUGGCUGGUUGAGGCCCACCAGGGAGACCCCACCUCCCACCAAUUAGCUCCUUCUCCUGGUUUCCUCCUGCUCUGGGCACUGCCAACACAAAGGCUUAUGAUGCUAUCGGGAGAACAGAGUCUCUCUCUCGGAUUCAUUUAGCUGUCAGAAUAUUGGUUUCCUUGCUUUGGGAUCUGAUGAUCUGCCCAUGCUAAGCCAAGCUGCCAAGCUGCUACAGUAUUUUUUAUAGAGCAGCCUUUGCCAGCCUGGUGCCCUCCAGGUGGAUAGCUCAGUUGGUUAGAGCAGGGUGCUGAAGACAACAAGGUUGCAGGUUCAAUCCCCUUAUGGGACAGCUGCAUAUUUCUGCAUAUUUCUGGACUAGAUGAUCCCUUCCAACUCUACAAUUCCAGGAUUCUAUGUUUCUAUUUUGGACUACAAUUCCCAUUAGCCUCACCAGCAGAGGGCAAAUGGGGUUGCAGUCAAAAAAACAUCUGGUUGGCGAGGACUGAUAUAGUCAUCUAUAUACAGGACAUUUGUUGAUUUAGACAGGCCCCUGCUCCCAAGGGGUUUACAAUCUAAAUUUUAGCCGAAGUUAAAUAACAGAAGUGGCAGGGAUGGGGAGGGCGGCAAAUACAGGCAAAGAGGGGCGGGCGAUUAAUGCAUAUUAAUUUUGGUUGAUUAAUCAUCUGUCUUUUAAAGUGAUUAAAUGGAAAUGAAUUUGCAAAUGAGAAAACGCACCUUGGGGUGCUGGAGAAAUCUUGUUGAAUAAACAAGCCGUAUCACUCAUUGUCAGAAGGAAAGGCCACCAGUAUUUAUUCAUUAUAUGUCCUAUUAUAGCAACAGGCCGGACCCAAAAUAGCUUUUCUGAAACAGACACGGCUGCCCUUGACUUUCAGCUGCACUGAUUAAAAUUGGUAUUAGUCGUAGCUGGAAUGGCAUUUAGGCAGCACUGUUUGAACAUUACAAGUCAUCCUGACGAUGGUCUUGCAAAGUAGGCCAUGAUUGUUACCCACUGCUCCCUCAUGUUGCAGCUGAGGCUGAGAGAAUAAUGGCUUAACUAAGGCCUCUUAGUGAUUUCAUGGAUGAGGUAAGAGGAUGGUCUUAGUCACUGCAUGCACCAGCUGGUGUGUGUGUAUACACAGAAACCAAAAUAUAUUGGUAUUUUCAGCCUUUUGUCCUGUUUGGUAUGACAUGGGUCCUGUGGGGAAGGCAGAGAGCUAUCUGUGUGUAGAAAGGAACUGACAUCUAUUUUGCUGAACUAUUGUCGAUUCCCACCUAGAGGUUUUGAGUUAAUAAAUAAAUAAAUAAAUAAAAAUAAAAUUUAUUACUUAUACCCCGCCCAUCUGGCUGGGCCUCCCCAGCCGCUCUGGGCAGCUUCCAACACAAUAUUAAAAACACAGUAAAACAUCAAACAUUAAAAUUUUCCCUAAACGGCUGCCUUCAGAUGUCUUUUAAAAUCCAUAUAGCUAUUUAUCUCCUUGACAUCUGAUGGGAGGGCACUCAAUAGGGCGGGCGCCACUACUGAGAAGGCCCUCUGUCUGGUUCCCCGUAACCUCACUUCUUGCAGUGAGGGAACUGCCAAAAGGCCCUUGGAGCUGCACCUCAAUGUUAAGGGAAGACUUUAUGCUGGAUGAUGCUCCCGAUUCAAGAAACCACAAUAAUCAUAGAUAUUAUUAUUAUUAUUAUUAUUAUUAUUAUUAUUAUUAAGAUUUAUAUACCGCCCUUCAUCGAAAGAUCUUAGGGUGAUUCGCUAGAUAAAAACACAAGAUAAAAGCACAAAUAAAUAGUUAAAACAGAAACAACAAAACAAUAACUCUUUUUUUUUUAAAUGAUAUUUAUUAAAGUUUCACAAAAAUACAGAAAACAAAGAAAAAAAGUGUAAAUUACAGCAAAAAAGCAAAAAGUAAGAAAAAACAUACAAAAUAAAACAGUUAAAAACACAAUAAUGUUCCAUAACCUAUCUUCCUUACUCUUAUUUCCCCAGACCUCCUCAUACCUCCCUUCUUUGUAUUCCAAUUCAGUUUGUUGGUUCAGCAAAUCCUUACCAUUAAUCUUUUACCCAAUUGUUAACCUUUUUUUUUCCAUGUCUCUUAAAGCAUUACAGCUAAAAACCUCUUAAUUUCUAUCCAGCAUCCUUCUAAAGUUCCUUAAUUUUACAAUAUUUCUGUAAAUAGUCCUUAAAUUUUUCCAGUCUUCUUUCACCGACUCUUCUCCCUGGUCUCGGAUUCUGCCAGUCAUUUCCGCCAAUUCCAUGUAGUCAAUCACCUUCAUCUGCCAUUCUUCCAAAGUGGGUAGAUCUUGUGUCUUCCAAUACUUUGCGAUAAGUAUUCUUGCUGCUGUUGUAGCAUACAUGAAAAAGGUUCUGUCCUUCUUUGGCACCAGUUGGCCGACAAUGCCCAAGAGAAAGGCCUCUGGUUUCUUCAGAAAGGUAUAUUUAAAUACCUUUUCAGUUCAUUAUAUAUCAUUUCCCAGAAAGCCUUAAUCUUUGGGCACGUCCACCAAAGCUGAAAGAAUGUACCUUCAGUUUCUUUACAUUUCCAACAUUUAUUAUCGGGCAAAUGAUAAAUUUUUGCAAGCUUGACUGGGGUCAUGUACCACCUGUAUAUCAUUUUCAUAAUAUUCUCUCUUAAGGCAUUACAUGCCGUAAACUUCAUACCUGUGGUCCAUAACUGUUCCCAGUCAGCGAACAUAAUAUUAUGUCCAACAUCUUGUGCCCAUUUAAUCAUAGCAGAUUUCACCGUUUCAUCCUGAGUAUUCCAUUUCAACAGCAAGUUAUACAUUCUUGACAAAUUUUUAGUUUUGGAUUCUAACAAUUCUGUUUCUAAUUUUGACUUUUCCACUUGAAAGCCUAUUUUCUUAUCCAAAUUAUAUGCCUCCAUUAUCUGAUAGUAGUGGAGCCAAUCUCUCACUUUAUUUUUUAAUUUUUCAAAACAUUGUUUAAUGUCUGGAUAAGAUACAAAGACUUAUUGGAAAAUAAAACCCCAAGGUGGCUGUCACCAAUGGAAGCAAAAGCUCUGAAAAGGCUCAAUAUGGAGGCCAAAUGGCCGACAUAUUGGGAAAUUUUGGAGCAAGAAGGAGAUAAAUUGAGACUGCAACAAAACAAUAACUCAAUGCUCAAGGCAGCUUACAACAUGACAAGAUUUACAUAAUUACGAAAGUCAUCAAUAAAUAAACCACAUCAAAAUAUACACAACCAAAUGAAAAACAAUUUCCACAUAAAUCAAAAUCUAAAACUAAGAAUACAGCAUUAAUAUCACAGUUUAAAUGCCAUAGGUAAAAAAUAACAGCAAUUAAAAAAAAAACAAAAAACAGAGCCCUCUCUGCCCAGCAGCAGCUCUUAUAUGGCCUGUCAGGCCCUGCCCUAGACCAGGUGGCGAGUGGCAGGACUGGGGUCCUCCUCUGAUGUGAAGCUUUUCUCACAGUUCCCCACCUGCUGUGUUUGCCUACAAUAAAAUUCCCCCUUUUUUUUGCAAAGGGAAAAUAUUUGGGGGGAACUAGUAGGGUUGCUGUCACCAUCUGCGCCACGAAAUUAAAAGACGCCUGCUUCUUGGGAGAAAAGCAGUGACAAACCUAGACAGCAUCUUAAAAAGCAGAGACAUCACCUUGCCAACAAAGGUCCGUAUAGUUAAAGCUAUGGUUUUCCCAGUAGUGAUGUAUGGAAGUGAGAGCUGGACCAUAAAGAAGGCUGAUCGCCAAAGAAUUGAUGCUUUUGAAUUAUGGCGCUGGAGGAGACUCUUGAGAGUCCCAUGGACUGCAAGAAGAUCAAACCUACCCAUUCUUAAGGAAAUCAGCCCUGAGUGCUCACUGGAAGGACAGAUCCUGAAGCUGAGACUCCAAUACUUUGGCCACCUCAUGAGAAGAGAAGACUCUCUGGAAAAGACCCUGAUGUUGGGAAAGAUGGAGGGCACAAGGAGAAGGGGAUGACAGAGGACAAGAUGGUUGGAUAGUGUUCUCGAAGCUACCAGCAUGAGUUUGACUAAACUGCGGGAGGCAGUGGAAGACAGGAGUGCCUGGCGUCCUCUGGUCCAUGGGGUCACGAAGAGAGAGUAGGGUUGCUGGAAACCACCGGAGGGGACAGAGCGCUUUUGUGCUCAGGUCUUGCUUGUGAACUUCCCAGAGGCAUCUGGGUGGGCAUUGUGGAAACAGGAAGCUGGGCUGGAUGGGCCUCUGGUCUGAUCUAGGUCUUGUGUUUUCAUUCCAUGCUCAUGGGAUUAUGGGAGCUGGAGUCCAGCUCUAUCUGGAGGACCACAAGUUCCCCACACAUCCUCUAAUAAGACGUAGAAAGUGAGCGUGCUUGGGCAAUUCUCCAUUCCCCACUCUAGGCAAAGGGUCUCCUAGGUGUGUUCCCAGCUGCCACGGCCUUCUUGGAAUAAAUUUUGCCUGACUGAUGUGUCAAUAUCCAGAGCAGCCUCAUGCAAUCUGUGGCCAGCUCACACCCAGCCCAACAACUGGAUGUUGUGUCUUGAUUCUCCUUUUCUUUUCAGUACCAGACAGGCAGUCACCCCUCUGAAAAAUAGAGGCCAUUACACAGGCCUGAUGGGCUUGGUUACCCAGAAUUGACCUAGGCACACUCCCAGGCUCUUGGAUCAAUGUUUAGAACAGGUGUUGGGAAUUUUGACCCUCCAGAAAUUGCUGAACUACAACUCCCAUCAUCCUUGGCCAUGCUGCUUGGGGCUGAUAGGAGCUGUAGUUCAGCAACAUUUGGAGGACCAGUGGUUCCCCACAUCCCUUUAGAGUAGGGUUCCCCAAACUUGGAUCUCCAGCUGUUGUUGGACUACAACUCCCAUCAUCCCCAGCUAGCAGGAUCAGUGGUCAGGGAUGAUGGGAACUGUAGUCCAAAAAGAGCUGAAGAGCCAAGUUUAGGAAACUCUGCUUUAGAGGAUGUUAUACUUGUGCUCUGAACCUCCCUCUCCCUCUCCGUCUUCUCUCACCCACCUCCUUUCAGACAAUCCAUGGCUGUUUCUUGUUUUUAUAAGUACUUGUAUGCCAAGUGGGCUGGGGUAGAGGGAGAGUAUAGGCAGAGUUCAGCCAGAAUCAGAUUCUUUCAGGAACUUGAACCAGGUCUUUCAGGACCCUGGACAGCAGAGCUCAGGGAGCAAAUGAUUUGAUCCCACUUGAGUGGGAUGUGUGGGAGAACUUUAACUCCCCAGAUAUUCAUCAGUCCCAGUCAGGAUGACCAGUGGUCCCAGGGAUCGUAGAAUCAUAGAACUGUAGAGUUGAAGGGACCACUAGGGUCAUGCUCUACCAACUGAGCUAUAUGAGUUGCCGUCCAGCAGCCUCUGCAAGGCCCAAACUUUCCCAUCCCUGAACUAGAGUUCAUGUUCUCAAGCCCUUCUCUGCACGCUGGGUGGGACCUCUCCUCCUCAGGUUCUGCCUCCUUGUUGAGGUGAGUAGAGCCUUAAAGGGGCAGCUGUCUAUCCUGGAACCUGGCAUUCUGUUAUGCUCUCGACUGCCUCACGCUCGGCAGGCUGCCUCUGUUAGUGAGCAGGUGUUGAUACAAUGCAAGGCCCUCACAGAAGAGAAGUGGGAGCCCCUUUUCCAGCCCGGGUCUUGAGGGAUGCAGACUCUGGGGAUCCAGGCUGAGCAGCAGGGCAUCAGAAGUAGGGGUCCCUGGUUUUGGACUACAAUUCUCAUCAUCCCUGACCACUGGCCCUGCUAGCGAAGGAUGAUGGGAGUUGUAGUCCAAAAACAGCUGGAGAUCCAAGAAUGUGCUGGAUUAUGCCCAUUUAGUCCAGCAUCCUGUCCUCAUGGUGACCACCCAGAGGCUUCUGGGAAACCAGAAUCUGAGCACAACAGCACUCUCUGCUGCCUGUGAGUCCCAGAAACUGGCAUACUGCCUUCUAUCGGACGAGGCAAAGCAUAAGGAGGUAAAGCAUGAGGUUGAAUCCUGACAAGACAGAAGUACUGUUCUUAGGGGACAGGGGGCGGGCUGGUGUGGAGGACUCCCUGGUCCUGAAUGGGGUAACUGUGCCCCUGAAGGAGCAGGUGCGCAGCUUGGGAGUCAUUUUGGACUCACAGCUGCCCAUGGAGGCACAGAUCAGUUCUGUAUCCAGGGCAGCUGUCUACCAGCUCCAUCUGGUACACAGGCUUAGACCCUACCUGCCUGCGGACUGCCUCGCCAGAGUGGUGCAUGCUCUGGUUAUCUCCCGCUUGGACUACUGCAAUGUGCUCUACGUGGGGCUACCUUUAAAGGUGACCCGGAAACUACAACUAAUCCAGAAUGCGGCAGCUAGACUGGUGACUGGGAGCAGCCGCUGAGACCACAUAACACCGGUUUUGAAAGACCUACAUUGGCUCCCAGUACGUUUCCGAGCACAAUUCAAAGUGUUGGUGUUGACCUUUAAAGCCCUAAACGGCCUCGGCCCAGUAUACUAUCCCCAUCGUUCUGCCUGGACGCUGAGGUCCAGCGCCGAGGGCCUUCUGGCGUUUCCCUCACUGCGAGAAGCAAAGCUACAGGGAUUAUUACUACUGUGGCUAUUAACCACCAAUAGCUUUAUGCCAGGGUUCAAACCUGGGACACUCUGUAUGCAUUUAUACGACACUUCACCUUCAUUGGCUGGCCCUUGAUUUAGUAGAUAUGAGAGGAAGAGGAACACAAGCUAUCUGUGCUUUACCCAAAUGCUUUCCUUCCUAGCUAUGCCCAUUGGAAGCCGACACUGAGAAUAACACACCAAGCCUAGUGAAGAUGAACGACGAGGAGCAAAACCACUCAGCCUUCUUCAUCAGGGUGAAGAACCCAGCUGAGCGGGUAAGUUGCCACCAGUGCACCACUUGAAUCACAGAGCUGGAAGGGACACUCAGGGUCAUCUAGCUCAACCCCCUCCAAUGCAGGAGAGUUGCUUGCGGGCAAGGGAAUUUGUGGCGACAGAGCAGGGUACUUUCUCUGUUGCUCCAGAUGUUGGGAUGUACCGAUGCAGUGGAGGCUAGUGCCCGCUGGCAACGAGGCCAACAGUAGGUGGAGCCAGAGCCAAUGAUAGGUGGAGCUGCACUGGCGGAGGAAGGGGGUGCGGUGGGUGUGGUCCACCUGGAAUGUCAUCCCUGGGGUCUGUGUGACAUUGCUGCCCCGCCCCCCUGGGAUGCUCGCCGUGGACAGUCUCUGUGGAGCUGAUUCCUUUUCUUCCCCUCUGAAUUCUACAAAGGCAACGCUGAGACUUAGGAGAAGGAGGCGGACAUCUGGAGUCGCCCACUGGGCUGGUUGUAAGGAAAGAGGCAUGCAGGUGGAGACUGGCUGAACUUGGCAGAGCAACCUAAUAAACCAGGGGUCAGCAACCUUUUUCAGUCCACCGUCCUUCAGACCAUGUGGUGGGCUGGACUAUAUUUUGAAAAAAAUAUAUAAACGAAUUCCUAUGCCCCACAAAUAACCCAGAGAUGCAUUUUAAAUAAAAGCACACAUUCUACUCAUGUAAAAACACGCUGAUUCCCAGACAGUCUGCGGGUCGGACUGAGAAGGCGAUUGGGCUGCAUCUGGCCCCCAGGCCUUAGGUUGCCUACCCCUGUAAUAAACCUAGAAGGCUGUGGACAGGGGUCCACAUCCCCGCUAAACCAGGAAGUGCAUUGGGUGAGACUGAACCAGGAGUUCAUUUAUCAGGUAGCCUAGUUCACAGAUUUGCUGUGAAGCUGAGGCAGGUUGGGAGGCAGGGGGAGAGAUAUAGCCUUGUAGGCUACCUUGAGUUGUUUGGUGAAAGGGCAGACUAUUAAAAGGAAAGGGAGAUGAUGAAGAAGAAAUGUGUAAUACAUACUCAUCUUCCUAUUUCUCUUCUUUUCCUGCUGAGCACAAAACUGCCAGCAGAGGGAGCUUCGUCAUAACUGGGGGUGGAGGGGGGGGGGGCAGAGAACCACCACCUCUGAAAUAUCCGUGCUAUGGUAUUUGUUGACUUUUGAGAGGGCCCUCCCCUCCCUACUUUUCAUCGAAGAUUUUCUUGUGUAACAAAAAAGUACAUACUGUAUAGCUUCUCCACUUUCAUUUCAUAGAGUCUUUCUCACAGUUCGUUUACAUGCGGUAAGAGACACUAUUGUCAUAGACAUUAUGCGGAAAAAGAGAGGAGACAGAGGUGGGGAGAGAUAAUGUUCUUUCAUUCUAGCGCAGGGUUUUUUUAGGGUGUGUGUGUGUUGACAUAUUUCAAACAGUGAAAAUCCAGACAAAAAAGGGUGGGUUGUUUACCUUUUUUACAUUUUGCCCAAAGGAGUUCUUUUGGGAAAAAAUGCAUUUUAAAAAAUGUUUUGGAGCUUCUUUAAAGUAAAAUUGCCGGAAACGGCACUGCCGACAAGGCUUGCCAUACAUCUGGAUUUUCCCAGAACUAUUGCAGGCUGGUUGGCCAGUUUGUAUGGGUCAGAUUAGGCAUAUUCAGUGCUUUUUUCUGGGGGUACACAUACCCCUAAAAAUUUUGUGAAUCUAAGUUUGGCCACAUUGAGGGGCAGUAUUUCAAUAUGAGUGGAAUAUGAGAGUACCCCAUAACAUAUUUUUUUUUUUUAAGAAAAAAAAAGUACUGGGCGUAUUAAUUCAUAUGCUGUGGUGGUGGUGGUGGAAUAAGUCAAUUCUAUUGUUGUGCUGUAUAUGUGAUAAAGAGGGGACAUGGGUGGUGCUGUGGGUUAAACCACAGAGCCUAGGGCUUGCUGAUCAGAAGGUGGGGGGUUUGAAUCCCCACAACGGGGUGAGCGCCCGUUGCUCGGUUCCUGCUCCUGCCCACCUAGCAGUUCAAAAGCACAGCAAAGUGCAAGUAGAUAAAUAGGUACCGCUCCGGCAGGAAGGUAAAUGGCAUUUCCGUGCGCUGCUCUGGUUUGCCAGAAGCGGCUUAGUCAUGCUGGCCACAUGACCCGGAAGCUGUACGCCGGCUCCCUCGGCCAAUAAAGCGAGAUGAGCGCCGCAACCCCAGAGUCAUCCGUGACUGGACCUAAUGGUCAGGGGUCCCUUUACCUUUAUAUGUGAUAAAGGGGAGAUACCGGGGUGAAGGCAUCCCCCUCUGCUUGUCCCCGUGCUAGCUUAAGCUUACGUUUGCUGGUUAACUUUUCUAAUAAUAGGACAUGGCGACAGAUACAAUCCGAAACCCUCACCAGACUAGCGUAACCAUUCCUCCAAAACAAACUAAAGAAAUCUCCUGUCUCUUUAAGAGCAGCACAGCAGGGAGUAGUUUUGCCAGUGGCAGCUUCUCUGCUGCAGCCAUGCAGUUAGCUGUGAUAAGAAGGAAGUGGUGAAAUUCCCCCCUACAGCACAGCUGUUUAAAAAGGCACAGGAAGUCUGGAUCCAGCAACCCAGAAAAAGGAUUUGCAAGGGUUUCGAUUCCAAAAUGAAUGGCCCUCUGGGCAGCUCAUGAGCAGAAUUUGGCAGGCGGGGGGGCGGGGCGGGGGGGGGCGCAGAGCCAGAUAAGAACAUGGCAAUGGCCAGCUGCCUAGAGGGUUCUCAGAAGUUGUGCUUGUGGACGUAUCUUCUUUCUGCAGUUAGCUGGGCAGACUGCCUCAAGGGCGCCAUCUAGGCUGCAGUCCCAGCCUGCCUGUGCAUUCGGUCAGUUAAUGGCCAAUCCAUUCCUGCUCGGCCAUUUAGGUGUCGCUGUUGACGACAUUGAUUUAAAACAGCCUUUCUCAACCUGUGGGUCCCCAGAUGUUGUUGAACUACAACUCCCAUCACCCCUAGCUAGCAAGGCCAGAGCUCAGGGAUGAUGGGAGUUGUAGUCCAACAACAUCUGGGGACCCACAGGUUGAGAACUGCUGAUUUAAAAACAACCAAAGGUCUCUCUAAAGAUGGACACUGUAUGAGAACUCUUCUCAUCUUCAACACCCACAGAAUUCCAACCAUAAUCAUGGAAAAGAAGGCUCACUUAGUGCAGAAAGGCUUCUUUCCAUACCAGCAUUUUGUAGACAAAUCAACCUACCCCCCCCCGCUUGCUCGAAAAGUAAUACUAUCUACUCGUCCAAAGUUGGCACUUGUUCUACAGCUAAAGAAGCUCUCAGUCAAUGGGAAGAUUUUUUCAUUGCCUACUGCAGUACCAAAUAAUAAUCGUGUCCCAGAUUCAUCAGACUGGUCAGUACCAGAGGAAGCGGAUUUGCUAAAUAACUUUACUAAGCUAACAGACGAAAAACAAAGUAUCAUUCUUAUCAAACUGAAGAAUUUACACUCCAGGUUGCUACAAAUAAAACAGCAUGGAAAACAACAUACCCCACAAGUGUCGCAGAAAAAGCUGAACAUCCUGUUUUUUAUCGCAAGAGAACGGCAGCCAUUUUGGUUGCCACAAUCUCAGGCAUUUUCACGGCACAAAAUCCCCCCAACUGCUUUUUCACGGUUGCAAUCUUCUGAGGUGCCCCCAAAUGCAUAUUUUGGGGUGCUGUGCCUUUAAAAAGCACUUUUGUGGUAGGGGGAACUACGUUGUUGUGGACCUCACAUGGUGCUGUGAGAUCACAGCAACCAAAAUGGCUGCCAUGCUCUUAUGAUAAAAAAUGGGAAGAUGGCAUCCGGGAAGAUGAUGUCCCAGAUUUUGGCUUGGAGGAUAUGCAAAUGCAGGCCACCCCCAGCAUGGUAUUGUGAUGGUUUAGAGCAGAAACUAAACUUUGUCUCCUGUUUUCCUUCUAGGAUGAAUUAAAACCUGGAGACCUCAUUGAGAUCUUCCGUUCUUCUUGUCAGCACUGGGCCCUCUAUGUUGGGGAUCGGAAGGUUGUCCACUUGGCAACUGAAUGUGGUGAGCUCAGCAAGACUCGUGGCCACUUAUCUCGGUUCUGAUGACCUAUCCCUAGAGUUGUGGUGGGGAGACUUUGGCACUCAAGAUGUGGUUGUACUCCAGUUCCCAACCACCCCUGGCUAGCGUGGGCAACUGUAAGGGGUGGUGGGAGUAGGAGAGUCCAAAGUUUCCCUUGUCUGAAUCCUGGGGGAGUUUCUCUUCUCAAACCACUGCAACGACUCCCCUUCUUACAAUUGCACUGUUGCUGUGCCUUUUAAGCAGAGGAUAAGCAGAGCAACAGCACCACCUACUGGCAGGCAUAGAAGUACCCAAACAAUGCACUUCAGCACACUGUGGUACUCUUCAGUUAGCUCCAAGGGAUUUAACACCAAGCUAGGAAGAGGGGGACGAGUUGUUUACAGUUCAAUAAGAGAUGCAAAGUUUACUGGUGUCAACAUGUGGUUGACAAGUGGGUGCCCUGGUCCAGUGGCGGAGCAAGCCGAUUGGACACCUGGGGCGGGGCAAGCCAGGGCAGGAUGCUCCGCGGGGCCUCUGAGAAGUCUGCCUGCCUUCUCCCACUCAGCCACCCUACAGCUGAGGGGGAGACGGCAAGCGGACUGUUUGGGGCAGCGUGGAGCCUGCGGGCGUCCAAGUCACCGCGUUAUUCCCAAGAGAGACGCAUGGCUUGGGCGUGCUGCAGGCCCCUCAGUGAGUGCCGUCUGGCAUUUUGUCACUCCCCUCAGUGGAGACACCUGGGGCGGACUGCCCCCACCACACACCCCUUCCCCCUGCCCUGGCUGUCAAUUGAAGUUGGGCCAUGGGCCCAUUUGGCCAAAAGGGGGCGGGGAGUGAGAGGAGGAGAGAAGGAAUGGGAGAGGGAGGGAGGGAGGGAGGGAGGGAGGAAGAAAGAAAGAAAGAAAGAAAGAAAGAAAGAAAGAAAGAGGUGAAGUAAAUACUGCAAAUUCAUAGAUCCCCUCAGGGCAGGUGUGGGCAGAUUCAGGCUCUUGUGGUGGUGGGGAUACUACCCAUUAGGUAUGCUAAUUGGAGUCAAGGAAAAGAUGGCUCUGGGGAGCAAGACAGAGCACAGGUGGGGACAAAUAUGCAAUCAUCACAAAGGGACUUAAUGGAAUAUUGAAUCCACUUCAAAAUAAUCAUACAAUAGCUCUUAUACUAGCUCCUCUCUUUUUCAGUCAGGGCUACAAGACUUCUGAUGCACCUGUUAACUUUGCAUCUCCAUGGCUGCCUGGGCCUUGCGAAGUCUCUCUGCAUCAAUCCAGUUUUAACAUAUACCAGCAGCCUAGUAACUGGUGUUGCUCAGGAAUUCUAAGAAACCUCAAAAUAAAUGCAGCUUCGAAAGGUUCAGUCCUGCACCUGCAUUCAAAAUGGCACCCAAAUUGUAUCCAAACACAGAUGAAAAAUGAGUCCUUGAGAUUAACAACCACCAUGCCAAAUUUGGGUGCAAUCUAGACACAUUUUUAAAAAACACUUAGAAAAUGCUUCUUUAAAAAGCUUUUUGGAAAAUAUUGAAUUUGCCAUAAGCUCACAGUCACCAUCUAGUGUCACAUUUGCAUAAUGCACUUAAAAACACACUUAAAAUGUCUCAUUUGCAGCUGUAUAGCUGUCUCCUUAGUUAAAGCCACUGCAAUUUUGAAAGGCGCAGUUUGCCAUCUUGAUUAAAAAUGGCAUCCAGUCACUACCGAGCGUAGAUAAGAAACCUGCUCCUUGAUCUCAGGAACCGUAAUGGCCAACUUGGUUACGGGAUCUUAAGAGGUGUCUGAAUGCCUAGAGAACAGAUGGGGAGACAGGCAAGCUUUCCGAGAGAUAGAGAUGUGCUGUUUUCGUCCCGUUCUCACUGUCUCUCCCCACUCUUCCUUCUCCUCCCCAGGUGACCAUCUUCCGGAUGGAACUCCGAAUGCCUUGGCGGUCUUGCCCGACAGAGCUUACGUAAAGAAGGAUUGGCUGGAAGAUGUCGUGCGGAAGGACCGGUACCGGGUGAACAAUAAACAUGACGAGACGCAGCCGCCGCUCCCCCUGGCCAAGAUACUCUGGCAGGCCGAGGAGCUGGUGGGCAAGGAGAUGCCCUACACCUUCAACAGCCCCAACUGCGAGCAUUUUGUUAUGGAGCUACGAUACGGAGCGGAAAUGAACGAGCAGGUGCAGUGGGCAGGGCAGGGAAGAAGGCCUGUCAGCAUACAUGGGAGUUGUAGUCCAGCCACAUCCAUUGACUAUUGGCAUUGGCUACCCCUGGGGUGAUAGGGACUCGGGUUAAACCACAGAGCCUAGGACUUGCCGAUCAGAAGGUUGGCGGUUCGAAUCCCUGCGGCGGGGUGAGCUCCCGUUGCUCAGUCCCUGCUCCUGCCAACCUAGCAGUUCGAAAGCACGUCAAAGUGUAAGUAGAUAAAUAGGUACCGCUUCGGCGGGAAGGUAAAUGGCAUUUCCGUGUGCUGCUCUGGUUCGCCAGAAGCGGCUUAGUCAUGCUGGCCACAUGACCUGGAAGCUGUACACCGGCUCCCUCGGCCAAUAAAGUGAGAUGAGACCACAAUCCCAGAGUCGGCCACAACUGGACCUAAUGGUCAGGGGUCCCUUUACCUUUACCCCUGGGGUGAAGCACUGGGCAUGGAACCAGAAACAGCAAUCUUGGCCACAAAAGGAAAUGCUACCUUUCUGUCUCAUCUCUGGGAGAUGGGCAAGCAGCAGCCUUUUAGCCCCACCCAAAAACCCCACUUCAAUCUUUCUUUAAUUUCCUUUUUCUUUUCUUACCUGUAGGAUGAAAUUAAACCUGGCGACCUUAUUGAGAUCUUCCGCUCUUGUUAUCAGCACUGGGCCAUCUACGUUGGGGAAGGCAAAGUUGUUCACUUAGCUCCUGAAUGUAAGUUUCCAUGAAAACCCAUCAGCCCAGGACAAAGCCCAUGAAAUACCUUGCUCCUACAAUGUCUUGGAGUGGAAUGAAGCCUGUUAUACCUUCAGGGACAGACCACACCCACUCAGGCCUCUCCCCUUCCUUGGGUUGCAGAAGGCCUUAAAGGGGCAACUCCGUGGCUUGGAUCCUAACACUCCUUCUUAAGAAUUAUUUCAUGGCAAGAGCUCCUAGGAUGGCUUAUGGGCAGGGGCGAAACUAGGCUUUAUUUCACUCAGGUCAAAGACCAAGUUUGGCAACCCCUCACGCAUAUUCACAUGUGCGCGCGCACACACACACAGAGGCUGGAAGCCUCAAUGACACCCCUCUGGGGGCUUCACCUGGGGCAAAAAACCUGGCUAAGCGCCUCCCCCCCCACCAUGGCUGUGCUUGUGCGAGAGGUCUGAGCUGUUCAGACUUUGUAACAGAAUGACAGCAAGAACCAUUUAUCAUAAGGUUACCAGAUUUUUAAAGGGACGUGGGUGGCGCUGUGGGUUAAACCACAGAGCCUAGGACUUGCCGAUCAGAAGGUCGGUGGUUUGAAUCCCCACAACGGGAUGAGCUCCUGUCGCUCGGUCCCUGCUCCUGCCCACCUAGCAGUUCGAAAGCAUGUCAAAGUGCAAGUAGAUAAAUAGGUACUGCUGCAGUGGGAAGGUAAACGGUGUUUCUGUGCACUGCUCUGGUUUGCCAGAAGUGGCUUAGUCAUGCUGGCCACAUGAUCUGGAAGCUGUCUGUGGACAAACGCCGGCUCCCUCGGCCCAUAGAGCGAGAUGAGCGCCGCAACCCCAGAGUUGGCCACGACUGGACCUAAUGGUCAGGGGUCCCUUUACCUUUACCUACCAGAUUUUUUCCAAUGAAUCUGGGGACACUUUUCAACUUCAAUGGAUUUUGAAUGGGGACUGAUUUGUAAAUCUGGGGUCUGUCCCCAGGAAACAGGGACAUCUGGUAACCUUAAUUUAUAACACACACACACACACUUUAGAGCAUUUCCUGAUACUCUGUGCAGAACUCCAAGGAUUGUACAUGGCUUGUAGAAGGCACAAGUGCCGCCUGCAACAAAGUGUUGCUGCAUGGAAGUGCUUCUGUUCAGUGGCUCUUUCAAAUACUCUAUUCAAUUGGAAGGCCUUUGGUCUGAUCCAGCAGAACUCUUCUGAGGGUCUCGAAGGGCUGCUGCAGGAAACUUUCAUGGCACCAGAUGUUGCUGAAAUCCCAUCAACUCCCUUGGUCAUGCUUGAGGGGGCCUCUGGGAGUUGUAGUUCUGCAACAUCUGGAAGGCCAAAGGUUCCCCAUGCCUGCUGCAGCGAUCAGGAACCUGUGGUCCUCCAGAUAUUGCUGGACUACAGUUCCCAUCAUCCUUGGCUAUGCUGACUUAAGGGCCUGAUGGGAGCUGGAGUCCAGCAACAUCUAGAGAGACUUCACGUUUCCCUGUAGGAAGGCAUUGUGGGAGCCAAAAGAUGAAAACAAGUUUCCUUUAAAUAGAGUGUUCCACCAGAGGGUCUAGUGGAAUAAUAGUGGAAACAGCAGCAGCAGCAGCAGCAACAACAACCAUCUUAAUGGCAGGAGGGUGAUCAAUGUGCUCCAAAUUUUUGCUUCCCCAGAUCUCCCUAUUUUAAUUUGUCCUUUCAGUUCUUCCUGCCCUGUUUGCAGAUUCUGAGCCCCUGAGAGUCUCCCCACCUCUUUCUUCCUUCCCUCCAACAGGCGACCGUCUUGCAAACGGUGCUGCCAGCGUACUGGCGGUCUUGUCUGACAGAGCUUACGUGAAGAAGGACUGGCUUGAUGUUGUGGUGAGGAAAGACCAGUUCCGAGUGAACAACAAGCACGACCUCACGAUUCCUGUGCUGCCACUUGCCAAGAUCCUCCAGCGGGCAGAGGAGCUGGUUGGGAGGGAGAUGCCCUACAAUCUGACGAGCCACAACUGUGAACACUUUGUGAUGGACCUGCGAUAUGGAGUUGCAAUGAGUGACCAGGUAGAAUUGCAAAAUGUAGAGCUGGAAGGGGCCCAGUCUAGUUCAGUCCCCCACCCUGCAUUUCAGAAAUCACAGCAAAUUCCGAGGACUUCUGUUCCACUGCAGAACAGCUCUUACCCUCAGAAAGUGAUUCCUCAUGUUUAGUUGGAAUCUCCUUUCUUGAAGUGAGACAGUAUUAGGUAAAGGUAAAGGGACCCCUGACCAUUAGGUCCAGUCGUGACCGACUCUGGGGUUGCGGCGCUCAUCUCGCUCUAUGGGCCGAGGGAGCUGGCGUUUGUCUGCAGACAGCUUCCAGGUCAUGUGGCUAGCAUGACUAAACCGCUUCUGGCGAACCAGAGCAGCGCACGGAAAUGCCGUUUACCUUCCCGCUGGAGCGGUACCUAUUUAUCUACUUGCACUUUGACGUGCUUUCGAACUGCUAGGUUGGCAGGAGCUGGGACCGAGCAAUGGGAGCUCACUCCGUUGUGGGGAUUUGAACCGCCGACCUUCUGCUCAGCAAGUCCUAGGCUCUGUGGUUUAACCCACAGCGCCACCCGCGUCCCAUGAGACAGCAUUAGUUCAGCCUCAAUGUUUUUCCUUUCUACAACAUGGAAAUAAGGCUGGAGUCUGACAUUUAUAACAACAACAACAACAACAACAACAUAUUUUUUAUUUAUACCCCGCCCAUCUGGUUGGGCUUCCCCCCAGCCACUCUGGGCAGCUUCCAACAAAAUAUUAAAAUACAGUAAUGCAUCAAACAUUAAAACCUUCCCUAAACAGGGCUGUCUUCAGAUGUCUUCUAAAAGUCUGGUAGUUGUUUUUCUCUUUGACAUUAGGUGGGAGGGCGUUCCACAGGGCGGGUGCCACUACUGAGAAGGCCCUCUGCCUGGUGCCCUCUAACUUGGCUUCUUGCAGUGAGGGAACCACCAGAAGGCCCUCGGUGGUGGACCUCAGUGUCCAGGCAGAACAAUGGAGGUGGAGAUGCUUCUUCAGGUAUACUGAAGAGAAAGAGGGAGGAAAGUAAAGGUGGUAUGAGGGAGGCUUCUUUCUUUCUGCUUUACAUUUCCUUUGUUAUGUUGUCAUGCCUGGCUCAGACAGGUUUCGCAGGUUCCUGAAGCAAGGCCAAAAACCUGCAACACCUCUUUGACCAGAAAAGAGAGCAGAAUGAGCAUGUUCACUAUGGCAGCAGUGAUGUCCUUUUUUUGUAGCGCUUUCAACUCUCUGCAGCAAAAAUCCCAGUACAACUGCUGCUUCCCUUUCACCCCAAAGGCUACCUACCCUGUUAGAGCUAAUGCAUUGCACUUAGUAAACUGUAAACCAGGAAGUCUCUGGUUCAAGUGUGGCCUCAAAUUCACUUGAAGUGAGGCUGUGUUCAUUCAGCCUCAGUGUUUUCCCCUUCUGCAAAGUAGGGAUCCCGAUCCCGCCCUACUUUACAAGUAUGGAUGGGGGAUAAAAUUGCAUUUAAAGGUAAACACACUGAAUCGGGGCUUUCCAAAACAACACACAAACUGAAACACAAUUAUCUUUCGAAAUUCAUGCUCCUCUGAAUUUUGCAAUGUUGUUCUCCAGGCAAGAAAUGUGUAGGAAAAAAUGCACAUUUGGGGACAAAGUGUGCAUAAAACAGCAUAAUUAGUAAAGAAAAAAAAAACCUGGGGAAAAAAGCAUUACAUUGGUGGAAAACUGCAUGGAUAAAAAGUGCACAUUUUGCAAAAUUGCAUACGAAAACGUGUGCGUAUAUAGGAGAUAUUCAUACUGAAAUGCCGAUGAAUUUGCAAACUGAGAUGGAAAUGUUGAGGAAAAAUGAGAAACAGAGAGAAAGUGAACCAGUCAGAUGGACCCAGCUGCACCACAGUUCCCAGAGAUCCCUGCAAAGAGGAACUGAUUGUUAAACUACUCUGGGAAUUGUAGCUUUGUGAUGGCAAUGGGGGACUCCUAACAAUUCUUAGCACGCUCAGGAUUUUUUGGGUGUGUGUGUGUGUGAGCCACAACUGUUUAAAGUGGGUAUAAUACCUCUUUAAAUGUAAGAUGGGGUCAGAUUCAGCCAGCCCUCCUUGCAAGUCUGUUUUGUAAGCAUUUAUUAGAAGAAUGGAUAUGAUGUGAAGAUGGGGCGUCUCCACACUUUUGUUUGCCCAGCCGGGAAAACCAGGGGUUUGGCAUAUGUGAUGAUUUAGCGGUAAAGAGCGGUUUAUCCAAAAGAAAACGGUGGGGGGAAAGGUAAAGCCGCUUAGACACAUGACAAGUGGAAGUGUGUGUUGGGCGUGUGACAUCAGUGUGCGACUUCUGUGAAUCUCUCUCUGACUCAUAGCCCACCCACUGUUCUCUCUCAUUUUCUUACAGGUCACCGAGGCCAUUGCUGUGGGGACAAUUGGCAUGAUGGGUGUGGCAGCCGCCAUGAUCCGAUCUGCGGCGAAGAGGCGCAAGCACCGCUACGAAUAG
Molecule: messenger RNA, 26303 nt
Organism: Podarcis lilfordi (Lilford's wall lizard)
Lineage: Eukaryota; Metazoa; Chordata; Lepidosauria; Squamata; Lacertidae
Source: the annotation of a GenBank genome assembly